AUGAGCCAGAAACAGCCGGAAAAGCCAGAAGAUCAGCCCGCUAAAUUAGCCCACGGCGACUUGUUCUCCAUCGAAUGCAAGAUACCGGAGCAAAAGCAAGCGGCAAACUCGACUUCGGCUGACGCUGGAGCGUUGAUGCAGGCGGCGGAGGCCGCUGCCGGCAUUUUCAGGUACUCUCCUAAAGGUGCUGCCUCGAAGAUACAAUCAAUUGCAUCAGCUCAUAAUGAUUUUCUUCUGGGACGGCGAACAGUCAGUACUGAGGCAAUCGAUGGAGAUCAUCAGGUUGGAAUUGCUGCAUUAUAUGGAAGAAGAGGAUCUUCGAAUCCCACAAUUGAAUCGAGUGGAUCUGAGGGAUUCAUCACCAUUGGUGAAGCCCUUGAGGCUACUGUUUUAACAGCUGGACAGAAGCCGGUCGAGUGGAGCGAUGCAGCCGCCAUACAGGCCGCAGAGGUCAGGGCCACCGGUCGCACUGCCAUCAUGCCCGGAGGUGUCGCAGCCAACGCCCAGUCGGCUGCUACACUCAAUGCAAGAUUAACUAGAGAUGAAGACAAGAAGAAACUGGCUGAUGUUCUCACGGGAGCAACUGCGAAAUUACCAGCGGAUAGGCCAGCAACGAGAAAAGAUGCAGAGGGGGUGACAGGGGCGGAGAUGAGGAACGAUCCCAACUUGACUACACACCCAGCAGGAGUAUCCGCCGCAGUAGCUGCAGCUGCCAGGAUUAAUCAGAGUAAAUAA
This is a messenger RNA of Carica papaya (papaya), 735 nucleotides long. NCBI's taxonomy places the organism in Eukaryota, Viridiplantae, Streptophyta, Magnoliopsida, Brassicales, Caricaceae. The record is from RefSeq and is a predicted model, not a curated record.